AUGGCCCCGUGGAGCCGAGAGGCGGUGCUGAGUCUCUAUCGGGCUCUGCUGCGCCAGGGCCAAGAGCUUCGAUACACUGAUCAAGACUUUGCCUCCAUCCGCCAUGAGUUCCAGAAAAAUCAGAAGCUGGAGGAUCCUGAGGCCUGGGAGAAGCAGCUGGAGAAGGACCUUGUCUUCCUCCACAGCAAACUAGGGGGACUUAUUUAG
This is a messenger RNA of Sciurus carolinensis (gray squirrel), 207 nucleotides long. Its product is annotated as MIEF1 upstream open reading frame protein-like. The transcript has a single exon. Lineage: Eukaryota; Metazoa; Chordata; Mammalia; Rodentia; Sciuridae. The record is from RefSeq and is a predicted model, not a curated record. Bases 1 to 207 code for a protein of 68 amino acids.